Messenger RNA from Meloidogyne enterolobii, 519 nucleotides. NCBI's taxonomy places the organism in Eukaryota, Metazoa, Nematoda, Chromadorea, Rhabditida, Meloidogynidae. The record is from the annotation of a GenBank genome assembly.
AUGUUUGGAGUAAUUCCCCCAAAAUUUGACGAUCAUUUUUCUUCUUCCAAUCACCGUCAUUAUGCAAUUCCCGGCUCUAAACAAUUACUUCGUUGGACUAUUGAAGAAUCUAACCCUUCAGUUAAAAUUUGGACUUUAAAUAAAGAUGGAGAAAUUUUAAUUGAAAAAGAAAAAAUUAAAAUAAUCCAAAAUUUAAAUGAAACAACAAAACCUUUUUUUGCUGUUUUGAUAGAAAAUGUACAGGAUGAAGAUUAUGGUCGUUAUACAUUAACUGCACAUAAUGGAAUAUUAGAAUCCCAACAAACACAAACACUCGUUAUUACACAGCCUCCUUCACAACCAAAAGUUUUUGUUGAUUGGGUAAGUAGUAAUGGUUCUGUUAGUUGGAGAAUAGAAGAACAAAAACAAAAUAAAAACCAAUUAAAUGUUGCCUAUUUUUGGAUUUUUUACAAACAAAUUAGUAAAAGAUUACAACAACAACAACAAAUUAAUUAUUUUAAAGUAAUUUUCAAUAAAUAA